CCUCGCUGCUCCAGGGCGAGGCCUCGCGUGCUUAAGCUUAAGCUUGGCUUGGCUUGGCAGGGCUUGGCUGGGCUCGUAACGUGGACUUGUUGGAUCCCUUCCUCGCUGCGAAACCCAAUGUCUUACAUAGAAAUCCCUUCCACACACACUUUGAAUUCGCCCCAUAUCCCACUCUAGGAGGAUUCGUGUGCGGUUUUUUUUGACUUUUGUGCUUGCGCGGGCACGCAUGGCAAGCUAACAAUCAUCACCUGGGACGACAGACCCUUUGAGUACACCACGCUGUCACUCGUCGUGUGGGAUGUGAUGCCGAUUGCAUUGCUGCGAGAGAGUGAGAAGGAAGGAAGAGCGAAGCGUGCGACGUGAGCAGUGAGUGGUGACUGAGAGAGAGCGAGAGAGAGGGAGAGGGAGAGGGAGGUGGCAUUGUGCCGGGGAUGGUAAUUUGGUGCAGGUGGUUGGGUAUUAGAGUAGGAGACGGGAGGUGGAGGCGAGUAGAUCGGUGGGUUUGGUAAGUUUGGAGAGGAUUUGAGGUGGGUUUUUGGAUCGGGCGUGGAUCCGAGGUUGGAGGGGAGAGAGGUGGUGGAUCUCGGUGUGGUUAUGGGAACCAGGAGCUGUGGAGUCUUUUUCCUGUUUGAAUGGUUGAUUGUGCUGAUGGUAUUUUGAAUGCAGGGUGGGAAAAAAGAAGGCGGGUUGCCGUCUGGUUUGGCCUCUGUAGUUGGCAAAUACAACGCAUCUUCUUGCAUUGGGAAAGGCUCCGUGGCUUACAGAUUCUUUGCUUGCUGGGCUCCGGGAGUGGAGCGCGAGUGCAUCGGAUCCUGGCAUUGUUUCUUUGCUAGUGUGUUUUAGGGCUUUCACAUUAUAGUGUUUUGUGGAGACCUGGGAUAUUGGAGAUUUAAAUAUGUGGCGGAGAGACGACUGCUAGUUAUAUGACAUUCGAGGGCAGUCCAAUUAGGGAGCGAAACAGACGAGGUCCUGUGGUCGAGUAGGAAUUUGGGUGGAUUUGGCGGAGAAUAAAAUGGCCUCGGAUGCAUCCCAUGUCAACGAUGUGAGAGUGGAGUAUAUCAGGAGCAGGCGACCUCCCAGCUCUAUUAAUGGGACUCCAAUUAGGGUGCCUCCAAGUGUUGAUGAACCCGACUUGGACAGCGACAAUAGCUCGCCCAGUACAUUGUCGGCCUCCGUGGCUCCGGAGUCGGCAGGGGGUUCUCAGAUUCUAGAGAAGUAUCAGGUGGAAGCUUUCCUUAAAGCCAUGCACAGACAGUUGCAGAGUGGGGGUAAAAGGUCAUUCUUUGGGAAAAGGGCUGUAGCUCCUCAAAACCGCGACAAGUAUACCGUUGAAGAUAUGCUUUGUUUCCAGCGGGAGCCGAUCCCCACGUCUCUCUUGCGCAUAAAUGCAGAUCUUGUGAGUCGCGCCGUGAAACUUUUCCAGGUCCUUCUUAAGUACAUUGGUGUACCAGAGGGAGGGCCUUCAAGUCCACCAACUGGACAAGAGCAGAUUGAACUUCUUAAGAAGCUGUACAAACACACUUUGAAAAGAUCCGAGCUUCGUGAUGAACUGUUUGCACAGUUGGUGAAACAGACACGCAACAAUUCGGAUAGGACAAGCCUGCUGAAAACAUGGGAACUAUUAUACAUGUGCUCUUCAGCAAUGCCUCCAGGCAAGGAAUUUGGUGCAUAUUUAUCAGAAUAUGUACAUGAUGUAGCCAACUCACCUGGAGUGGAUAGUUCCGUACAAGCGCUUGCUUUGAACACAGGGGAAGCGUUGAAGCGAUCCGUUAAGGGAGGCCCUCGGCGGGUAGACCCAACUCAAGAGGAGAUUGAGGCUUUAUUAGAAGGGCGUAAAUUGACUACCAUUGCCUUCUUCUUGGAUGAGACAUUUGAAGACAUUACCUACGACAUGUCAACAACUGUUUCAGAUGCUGUCGAGGAAUUGGCAGGCAUUAUCAAAUUAUCUUCUUUCCAUACUUUCAGUCUUUUCGAAUGUCGGAAAAGUUUGAAUGGGUCGAGAGCAGUUGAUGCCGCAAUUGAGGAGCAUAUAGGCUUGGAUGAUAAUAAGUACAUCGGAGAUAUUGUGGCAGAGUUCAAGUUGUCACGAGAUCGUAGCAAGGGUGAGCUUUUUCAGAGUAAGCUGCUGUUUAAGAAACGGCUUUUUCGAGAAUCUGAUGAGGCCAUCACAGAGCCCAUGUUCGUACAGUUGUGCUAUAUCCAGUCCCAACAUGAUUUUCUUCUAGGAAAUUACCCUGUUGGUAGGGAAGAUGCAGCACAGUUGGCUGCACUACAGACAAUAGCAGACCUUGGAAGCAUACCCAAUCCUGAAACAAGCGCGGAGUGGAAUUCCAUGCUAGAUUGUUAUCUGCCCAAGCAGGUAGCCGCAACUCGUAAUAAGCGUGAUUGGGAUCAGGACAUACUGAGCCGGUAUCGGGCGUUGGCACAUUUUUCCAAGGAUGAUGCGAAGCAACAACUUCUUCGAAUGCUACGUUCAUUACCGUAUGGUAAUUCUGUCUUUUUUAGUGUGCGAAGAAUUGAAGACCCUAUAGGCUUAUUGCCCGGGAGGAUUAUCCUCGGCAUAAACAAGCGAGGAGUGCACUUUUUUAGACCGGUUCCAAAGGAGUAUCUACACUCUGCAGAGUUGCGAGAUAUCAUGCAGUUUGGCAGUAGUAACACUGCUGUAUUUUUUAAAAUGCGAGUCGCUGGAGUCCUACAUAUUUUUCAGUUCGAAACAAAGCAGGGAGAGGACAUAUGUGUCGCUCUGCAAACACAUAUAAAUGACGUAAUGUUGAGGAGGUAUUCAAGAACACGCAAUGUGCCCAAUGGGCAGGCGCAAGUGACAGAACCUGCUGCUGCCGUAGUGGCAACUCAGAAGCCUCCAGGCAUUGAAGUGUACGAGAAACACGUACAGGAAAUGUCCAAGUUACUGGAAGAAUCACAGAAGAAAAUUGAUCAGCUUGCAGAAGAGCUUCGUUUAAAAGAGAAAAGAGAAACACAGGUGAUGGAAGAAUUAGCCGGACUACGUGAUUCAUUGCGUGCAGAGGAGCAAACAAGAGCAGAGCUCUCUGAAGAGAGAGAGCGACUGUCGAAGCAGCUUGGGGACCUGGAAGUUGCUCUGCAGACUGCGCAAGCGGAAAAGACAAUUUUGGCGUCAGGUUCAGGCAGCCAUGCAGUCGAGGAUGCAGGAUCUGAUCUUGGUACAGAUAUGGAUACACCUAGAAGAGUAGCGCCUGGAACUCCUCGAGGAAUUCGUAGGGAGCGGGAUUUGCCACCUCCUGGACAAAGGGACAAAAACAAUGAACCAGUUCGUAAUUUAGAGAUUCAGGUUAAGGAGUUGCGCAAUGAUUUGAGACAGAAAACGGAGGAAUUACGUAACAAGGAGGAAAGAGUCAAGAAUCUUACUAAGGAGAAACAACUGCUUGAGCAGAAGGCAUCUCGUCUUGAGAAAAACAAGAGUGAGGAGGCCCUCCUUAUGGAAGAAAAAUUCGAGUUCGAAAGAGAUGAUUUGAGGGGACGACUUGUAGUUCUGGAAAAGAAGUUAGCAGAGCGUACGCAAGAUUUGAGUCUUGCAGAGUCAACGUUGGCAACUCGUGAGGGCGAACUCGAAUCCAUGCAAAGCAGUCUAAUGGAGCUUAAUGAACUUCGGGAUAUGAAAGAGGACAUUGACAGAAAGAAUGAGCAAACAGCAGCUAUAUUGAAGCGACAGGCAGACCAGAUAACUGAACUAGAAACGUUGUACAGAGAAGAACAAGUCCUUCGAAAACGAUACUUCAACAUGAUGGAAGACAUGAAGGGUAAGAUAAGAGUGUAUGCUCGGUGGAGACCACUUAGUAGUAAGGAGAUCAAAGAGCGGCAACAAAAUGUGUUGAUAGCCCCCGAUGAAUUCACCAUCGAACAUCCUUGGAAAGAUGAUAAACCCAAACAACAUCAAUUUGAUCAUGUUUUCGAUCAUUAUGCAACCCAAGAGGAGGUCUUUGAAGAUACGAAGUAUUUGGUCCAAUCAGCGAUUGAUGGGUACAAUGUCUGUAUUUUUGCAUACGGACAAACUGGAUCAGGGAAAACUUUUACUAUUUAUGGUUCUGAAAAUAACCCAGGUCUGACGCCACGGGCUACAAAAGAACUUUUUGGCUACCUCAAACGAGAUGCUAAUAAGUUUUCGUUUAGUCUCAAGGUUUACAUGCUUGAAAUAUAUCAAGACUCGCUCAUUGAUCUACUUCUGCCAAAGAGUGCUGCAAAGCCACGAAAGCUUGAGAUUAAGAAGGAUUCGAAGGGCAUGGUUGUGGUAGAGAAUGCUACAUUGCUGCCGAUAGCAUCACAUGAUGAGCUGCAAGCUAUUGUUCACAAGGGGCUCGAGAGACGACAUGUGUCGGGCACCCACAUGAAUUCAGAGAGUUCACGGUCACAUCUCAUUUUGUCAGUAAUCGUUGAGAGUACCAACCGACAGUCUCAAGUUCUUGUGAAGGGCAAGCUCAGCUUUGUGGAUCUAGCGGGCUCCGAACGAGUGAAGAAAUCUGGAUCUAGUGGUGAACAGCUGAAGGAGGCCCAAAGCAUCAACAAGUCGUUAUCAGCACUAGGUGAUGUCAUCAGCGCCCUUGCAACAGAGGAACAGCAUAUUCCUUACCGUAACCACAAGCUAACAAUGCUCAUGAGCGAUUCUCUUGGUGGAAAUGCGAAGACACUCAUGUUUGUAAAUAUCUCACCGGCAGAGUCCAACCUGGAUGAGACCCAUAAUUCACUCUGCUAUGCAACAAGGGUCAGAUCCAUCAUUAAUGAGGCCAGUAAAAACACUACAACGAAAGAGAUAUUACGACUGAAGAAACAAAUGAUGUACUGGAAGGAGCAAGCCGGCAGGAUGGGAGAGUCAGAAGAUCUUGAAGAGGUCAUGGAUGAUCGUGUAAUCAAAGCUGCUGAUUAAGUUAGAAGAAACCAGUCGCUGGGAUCAAUGUAGUGAGGUUGGUUGCUUUCAGUGUGGUGCUUUCUAUUCACAUCACGCGUAGCAUUGCGGUGUGAAUAUUCAGCUCUAACCGUGCGCUAUGUGACCUUUCCUUCAUACCUGGCUAGGUGUACUUAGAUGAACAAGGUAAAAAUUACUGAACUGUAAGAACAGUUGGUUCUUCCCUCACUUUUAUUCAGAGGGUUUCAGGUCUCAAUUUGUGAGAUUUGCCCAGACGAGGGAUAUCUUGUAGUAGAUAACCUUGCAGUGGAGCGUAACUUGUGGUCCACUACUUUCAUGGUA
Physcomitrium patens is the source of this 5218-nucleotide messenger RNA. RefSeq names its product kinesin-like protein KIN-14I. The record is from RefSeq and is a predicted model, not a curated record. Gene Ontology annotation, cellular component: cytoskeleton. Gene Ontology annotation, molecular function: microtubule binding; ATP binding; microtubule motor activity. Gene Ontology annotation, biological process: microtubule-based movement. Lineage: Eukaryota; Viridiplantae; Streptophyta; Bryopsida; Funariales; Funariaceae.